Alligator mississippiensis (American alligator) is the source of this 4868-nucleotide messenger RNA. It is a transcript of the gene DISP1, whose product is annotated as dispatched RND transporter family member 1. The record is from RefSeq and is a predicted model, not a curated record. Lineage: Eukaryota; Metazoa; Chordata; Crocodylia; Alligatoridae. Bases 243 to 4859 code for a protein of 1538 amino acids. Gene Ontology annotation, cellular component: membrane. The transcript has 9 exons.
GCGCCACGACGGGGACGCCGCACGGGCCCCCCCCAAGACGCCCCCACCCCCCCCUCCCCGCUGUGGAACGCCCAGCGGCCAGGUAUAUGCAAGCGAAUGGCACAGUAUUUGACUUUGCACUCCUGAAUGUCUCGCACAGUGAAUCUUACAAAGUUGAGAAACAACACAUUUCAGCUGAGAUUAAAGCUGUGGCAUUGAUAUAAAGAAACGUUGCAGAUCCAUCAAGAAGCUGGAGCACGGCCAUGAGCAAGACCAAUAAUGAUUUUGUGAUUCUAAGCAAUGGUAGCGUUCUGUCUAAUGCUACCAGUCCUGGUAUCGUUGCAGCCAGUGAUGGAGACAUUGCAGCCCAACACCUCCCAUCCAAGGAAGCGGCAAGAUCAAAAGUGAGUCCAAAUGGGUGCCUGCAACUGAAUGGUACAAUCAAACCAUCUUUUCUGCCUUUAGACAACCAAAGAACUCAACAGAUGUUGACACAAUGUUGCCACCCUUGCCCAUACCAUCACCCUUUAAGUAGCCAUAAUAAUAGGCAAGAAUGUAAUUCGCUGGCUGGCAGCACAGGACCAUCUGCAAUGACUUCUUGCUGCCUGCAGCCACAUGCUGAGUAUUCAGCAUCUGUUUGCCAAAAACAUACACCCAUGUAUCAGACUGCCUGCUGUCUUCAGCCUUCCCCAUCAUUCUGCCUUCACCAUCAAUGGCCUGACCAUUUUCAGCAUCAGCCUGUACAGCAACAUAUAGCCAGAAUAAGACCAGUCAGACCAUUCAAGUUACCAAAAAGCUAUGCAGCACUGAUAGCUGACUGGCCUGUGGUGGUUUUAGGCAUGUGUACUGUGUUAAUAGUGGUGUGUGCAUUGGUUGGAAUAUUAGUUCCAGAUCUUCCAGACUUUUCUGAUCCAUUGCUGGGUUUUGAACCAAGAGGAACUGCAAUAGGGCAGAGAUUGGUCACAUGGAAUAAUAUGGUGAAAAAUACAGGUUAUAAAGCAACACUGGCAAACUAUCCCUUUAAAUAUGCAGAUGAACAAGCUAAAAGUCAUCGGGAUGACAGAUGGUCAGACGAUCACUAUGAAAGAGAAAAGAGGCAAGCAGACUGGAACUUCCACAAAGACAGCUUUUUCUGCGAUAUUCCAAGUGAUCGCUAUUCACGGGUGGUGUUUACUUCAACAGAAGGAGAAAACUUGUGGAAUUUGCAUGCAAUUAAAUCCAUGUGCAGUGUAGAUAAUAUGAGGAUAAGAUCUCACUCCCAGUUCGGUGAUCUCUGCCAGAGGACCACUGCUGCCUCAUGCUGCCCCAGCUGGACACUGGGCAACUAUAUUGCCAUUCUGAAUAACAGAUCAACAUGUCAAAAAAUUGUAGAACGAGAUGUUUCUCAUACCCUAAAGCUGCUUCGAACAUGUGCCAAAUACUAUUACAAUGGAACCCUGGGGCCAGACUGCUGGGACAUGGCAGCCAGAAGGAAGGACCAACUCAAGUGUACAAACGUGCCUCGUAAAUGUACAAAGUACAAUGCUGUUUACCAGAUCCUCCACUAUCUAGUAGACAAAGAUUUCCUAAACCCAAAGACUGUUGACUAUGUCUUACCAGCUUUAAAGUACAGCAUGCUCUUCUCUCCAACAGAAAAAGGAGAAAGCAUGAUGAACAUUUACCUGGAUAAUUUUGAGAACUGGAACUCUUCUGAUGGUAUAACCACCAUCACAGGGAUUGAGUUUGGAAUAAAACAUAGCUUGUUUCAAGAUUACCUGUUAAUGGAUACUGUGUAUCCUGCCAUAGCCAUUGUAAUUGUGCUCUUAGUCAUGUGUGUAUACACUAAGUCCAUGUUUAUCACGCUGAUGACCAUGUUUGCAAUAAUUAGCUCCUUGAUCGUUUCCUACUUUCUGUAUCGGGUAGUAUUUAAUUUUGAGUUUUUCCCUUUUAUGAAUCUCACUGCAUUAAUUAUUCUUGUUGGAAUUGGAGCAGAUGAUGCCUUUGUCCUCUGUGAUGUUUGGAACUACACAAAAUUUGAUAAAUCUCAGACUACAACUUCUGAGACAGUGAGUAUCACCUUGCAACAUGCUGCUCUUUCCAUGUUUGUCACUAGUUUUACCACCGCUGCUGCCUUCUAUGCUAAUUAUGUCAGCAAUAUCACAGCAAUCAGAUGUUUUGGUGUUUAUGCUGGCACUGCCAUAUUGGUGAAUUAUGUUUUAAUGGUAACAUGGCUACCUGCAGUAGUUGUGUUGCAUGAACGGUAUCUUCUCAAUAUAUUUAGUUGCUUCAAAAAACCUCAACAGAGGGUAUACAGCACCAAAAACUGCUGGACAGUAUUGUGCCAAAUGGUCCACAAAAUAAUUUUUGCAGUCUCAGAAGCAUCUAGGAUAUUUUUUGAAAAAGUAUUGCCAUGCAUUGUUAUUAAGUUUCGAUAUAUUUGGUUGUUCUGGUUCCUCGCCUUAACUAUAGGUGGAGCAUAUAUUGUGUGUGUGAACCCAAAGAUGAAAUUGCCAUCCUUGGAGCUCUCCGAGUUUCAAGUGUUUAGGUCUUCUCACCCUUUUGAACGCUAUGAUGCUGAGUACAAAAAGCUUUUUAUGUUUGAGCGUGUCCACCAUGGAGAGGAGCUCCACAUGCCAAUUACAGUAAUCUGGGGUGUUUUUCCAGAAGAUAAUGGGGACCCUCUAAAUCCUAAAAGUAAAGGAAAGCUGAAACUAGACAGCAGUUUUAAUAUUGCAAGCCCAGCUUCACAGGUCUGGAUUUUACAUUUCUGCCAGAAGUUAAGAAAUCAAACAUUCUAUUACCAAACUGAAGAACAAGACUUCACAAGCUGCUUUAUUGAGACAUUUAAGCAAUGGAUGGAAAAUCAGGACUGUGACGAGCCAGCUCUUUAUCCCUGCUGCAGCCAUUGGAGCUUUCCAUACAAGCAGGAAGUCUUUGAAUUAUGCAUCAAGAGGGCCAUCAUGGAGUUAGAAAGAAGCACUGGGUACCAUCUAGACAGCAAAACCCCAGGGCCUCGAUUUGACAUAAAUGACACCAUCAGGGCAGUGGUAUUGGAGUUCCAAAGCACCUACCUCUUCACACUGGCUUAUGAGAAAAUGCAUCAGUUCUACAAAGAGGUAGAUUCAUGGAUUUCAAAUGAGCUUGGUUCUGCUCCUGAGGGCCUAGGCAAUGGUUGGUUUGUGAGUAAUUUAGAAUUCUAUGAUCUUCAGGACAGUCUUUCUGAUGGUACGCUGAUUGCCAUGGGUCUUUCAGUUGCUGUUGCGUUUAGUGUAAUGCUACUUACAACUUGGAAUAUAAUUAUAAGCCUUUAUGCAAUAGUGUCAAUAGCUGGAACUAUAUUUGUCACUGUUGGUUCUCUGGUUCUUCUUGGAUGGGAGCUAAAUGUGUUAGAAUCUGUCACUAUUUCUGUAGCUGUUGGCUUGUCUGUUGACUUUGCUGUUCACUAUGGAGUUGCUUACCGCUUAGCUCCUGAUCCUGACCGGGAAGGAAAAGUCAUCUUCUCUCUUAGCCGCAUGGGUUCUGCAAUUGCAAUGGCUGCUUUAACAACAUUUGUAGCUGGAGCAAUGAUGAUGCCCUCUACAGUCUUGGCAUAUACCCAGCUCGGCACUUUCAUGAUGCUGAUCAUGUGCAUUAGUUGGGCUUUUGCAACCUUCUUUUUCCAAUGCAUGUGCCGUUGUCUUGGCCCCCAAGGCACUUGUGGUCAGAUUCCUCUACCAAAAAAAUUGCAGUGCAGUGCAUUCUCACAAGCUUUUUCAGGAAGCCAAGGAGACAGGGGACAAAAGAAAUUGCAUUCUGCCAGCAAAUAUCAGCUGGACUCCUCCAGAGGUCAAAAACCAGAAAUGGAGCAUGAGCAUUAUGAGUUAGAGCCUCUGGCAUCACAUACCAGUAACUGUAAUGCACCAGAGAAAGUAACCUAUGAAGAAACCCAUUUGUGCUCAGAGCACUUCAAUGGCAGACCCCAAAACAUAUGCAUGCCUGCACAUUCAGCAUAUAAUAGUGAACUGAUUAAAAGCAUCAAAAACAAAGCUGGCUCAACCAUGUUACAGUCCUCUGCCGACCAGCAUACCUCACGCCCACUCUUCUCACAGAAUAAACAGUGUAGCUGUCCAGAUGCAUAUAAGCCUAUAGAUGUGAAAUGGAGUCCACAUUCAUGUCAACAGUUAAGUGAGACUUUGUGCUACCAUUGUGUCCCUUCAUCUGGAAAUUUUGUACCGAUCCAAAACUCCGUGGCUCCCCUAAAUGCUUUGCAGCAAGCUGCUGAAGGCUGUGUGCACCCUGUCCAACGUGUCCUCCACUGCAGUUGCCUUCAAGGGAGACUGAAAAGACCUGUUACGCAGAAUUCACUGCCUAGAAAUUUUUUUCUCCAUUCAGUACAACAGUUUCAGACACAUGAAAGGAUAAAUAGGACAGAUGUACAUAGUCUUCAGACCACGGAGGAGAAUGUUAAAACUCUCCCAAAGGCAACAAGCUCUCCACCCUAUCUCUGUCAAAGUGCUGGUCCUCAUUCUGAAUCUGAAGAUAAUGUAUCAAAAAACCAACAGGGAUUCUUUACAAACAGAGACACACGUGAUAACAGGAAUACAGAAGUAAAUGGGAAUGAGAACAAGAGAACUUGUAUAUCAAAGCAGGAUAAGAAAACUGAACUUAAGAUAGAUCAGAGUUCAUUGCAGAAUGAUCAGUUUUUGAAGGUUGACCAAAAUGAUCAGAAACACCUGCUGAACAGUUCAGAGGGAGAGGCUGGCUGUAACUAUUGCCCUGAAAAUUCACACUGUUGUAACAGAACUAUAACAGUGAAGUGCAAUUCUGUUGACUGUCCAAUGCCAAACAUUGAAGCCAAUGUGCCUGCUCUAUUAACACGCCCAGAACUUUCCAAUGAAAGUUUGUUAAUAAAAACACUAUAAGACAUCUUG